AUGAACAGAGAGAUGAUCUCCACCAAUGAUCUCCCCUGCCUUCUCCAGUCCAUCGAGCAUCAUCUUUUCGAUGAUUCCGAGCUUUCGGACAUUUUUCCCACCAUGAAUUUAUGGGAUGUGCCGGAUACGAGCCUCACCACUUUGUUCUUCAUGGAUAAUACUUCUGACCAGACUCUUCCCAUGGAUUGCUACCAGCCUGAUCAUGUUGACGCGAGAGAGGAGACUAAGGAGAAAGAGAAGGAGGUUUCGGCUCGGGCCCACCCGGAUCACAUUCGGUUCAGAUACCGCGGUAUCAGGAGGCGGCCGUGGGGGAAGUUUGCGGCAGAGAUCAGGUCUCCGGCUAAGAAAGGAAAGAGGGUUUGGCUAGGAACCUACGAGACCCCGGAGGAUGCUGCACUGGCUUAUGACCGGGCUGCUUUUAAGAUCCAUGGUUCGGCUGCUAAGCUCAAUUUUCCUCAUUUGAUUGGAUCAAACCUACCUGAUCCGGUCAAGGUGGCACCGAGGCAGCGGACCUCGUCGGUUCCCUCCUUGACGUCGUCGUCCUCAUCAUUGUCAUUGCUCUCUUCUUCUUCGUCAAACAACGGAUCAUUCAAGAAGAGGGAAAAGAAUGCUGCCAAAGCAAUUAAGAGUGCCUAG
Daucus carota subsp. sativus is the source of this 636-nucleotide messenger RNA. RefSeq names its product ethylene-responsive transcription factor ERF098. Gene Ontology annotation, biological process: ethylene-activated signaling pathway; regulation of DNA-templated transcription. Gene Ontology annotation, molecular function: DNA binding; DNA-binding transcription factor activity. The coding region runs from base 1 to 636 and encodes 211 amino acids. Lineage: Eukaryota; Viridiplantae; Streptophyta; Magnoliopsida; Apiales; Apiaceae. The record is from RefSeq and is a predicted model, not a curated record. The transcript has a single exon.